CGGCACCUGAGCGACUGCGGCGGCGGCGGCGGCCACUCGGAGCGGGCGGCCCGAGCCGUAGUGCCGGCGCCGCCGCGUCUUCCCGGUCUCCUUCCUUCCCUGGCCGCGCAGGGGGGUUUCUACUAGUCUCGAGGAGCCGACGUCACCAUAAACGGUUUUAUAGGAUCACAUUAACAAAAGCACCAUGGAGUUUUAUGAGUCAACAUAUUUUAUUGUUCUUAUUCCUUCAGUAGUUAUUACAGUAAUUUUCCUCUUCUUCUGGCUUUUCAUGAAAGAAACAUUAUAUGAUGAAGUUCUUGCAAAACAGAAAAGAGAGCAAAAGCUUAUUCCUACCAAAACAGAUAAAAAGAAGGCAGAAAAGAAAAAGAAUAAAAAGAGAGAUAUCCAAAAUGGGAGCCUCCAUGAGUCCGAUUCUGAGAGUGUACCCCGGGACUUUAAAUUAUCUGAUGCCUUGGCUGUAGAAGAUGAGCAAGUUAUACCUGUUCUACUGAAUGUGGUUGAAAGUUCAAGUAGUGUUAGAGAAAGAAAGAAGAAGGAAAAGAAACACAAGCCUGUACUAGAAGAGCAGGUCACCAAAGAAAGUGAUGUAUCAAAGAUUCCAUGCAAGAAAGUAGAACCUGUCCCUGUUACUAAACAGCCCACCCCACCCUUGGAAGCAGCGGCCUCAAAGAAAAAACCAGGGCAGAAGAAGUCUAAAAAUGGAAGCGAUGAUCAGGAUAAAAAGGUGGAACCUCUUAUGGCACCUUCAAAAAAGCAAGAAUCAUUACCGCUGCAUCAAGAGACUAAACAAGAAAGUGGAUCAGGAAAGAAGAAAGUUUCAUCAAAGAAGCAAAAGACUGAAAAUGUCUUGGUAGAUGAACCCCUUAUUCAUGCAACAACUUAUAUUCCUUUGAUGGAUAAUGCUGAUUCAAAUCCUGUGGUGGAUAAGAGAGAGGUUAUUGACCUGAUUAAACCUGACCAAGUAGAAGGAAUUCAGAAAACAGGGGCUAAAAAACUGAAGAUUGAAACUGACAAAGAGAAUGCUGAAGUAAAAUUUAAAGAUUUUCUUCUGUCCUUGAAGACUAUGAUGUUUUCUGAAGAUGAGGCCCUUUGUGUUGUAGACCUGCUAAAGGAAAAGUCUGGUGUGAUACAGGAUGCUUUAAAGAAGUCAAAUAAAGGAGAGUUGACUGCACUUGUACAUCAGCUUCAAGAAAAAGACAAGUUACUUGCUGCUCUGAAGGAAGAUGCUGCUGCUAUGAAGGAUCGGUGUAAGCAGUUAACCCAGGAAAUGGUGGCAGAGAAAGAAAGAAGUAGUGUGGUUAUAGCAAGGAUGAAAGAUCGGAUUGGAACAUUGGAAAAGGAACAUAAUGUGUUUCAAAACAAAAUGCAUGUCAGUUAUCAAGAGACUCAACAGAUGCAAUUGAAGUUUCAGCAAGUUCGUGAGCAGAUGGAGGCAGAGAUAGCUCACUUGAAGCAGGAAAAUGGCAUACUGAGAGAUGCUGUCAGCAACACUACAAACCAACUAGAAAGCAAGCAGUCUGCUGAACUGAAUAAACUGCGCCAGGAUUAUGCUAGGUUGGUGAAUGAGCUGACUGAGAAAACAGGAAAGCUACAACAAGAGGAAGUCCAAAAGAAGAGUGCUGAGCAAGCAGUUACUCAGUUGAAGGUUCAACUGCAAGAGGCUGAGAGAAGGUGGGAAGAAGUCCAGAGCUAUAUCAGGAAGAGAACAGCAGAGCAUGAAGCAGCUCAGCAAGAUUUACAGAGUAAAUUUGUGGCCAAAGAAAAUGAAGUACAGAGUCUGCAUAGUAAGCUCACAGAUACCUUGGUAUCAAAACAACAGUUGGAGCAAAGACUAAUGCAGUUAAUGGAAUCGGAGCAAAAAAGGGUGAACAAAGAAGAAUCUCUACAAAUGCAAGUUCAGGAUAUUUUGGAGCAGAAUGAGGCUUUGAAAGCUCAAAUUCAACAAUUCCAUUCCCAGAUAGCAGCCCAGACUUCCGCUUCAGCUCUAGCAGAAGAAUUACAUAAAGUGAUUGCAGAAAAAGAUAAGCAGAUAAAACAGACUGAAGAUUCUUUAGCAAGUGAACAUGAUCAUUUAGCAAGUAAAGAGGAGGAACUUAAGGAUAUACAGAAUAUGAAUUUUUUAUUAAAAGCUGAAGUGCAGAAAUUACAGGCCCUGGCAAAUGAACAGGCUGCUGCUGCACAUGAACUGGAGAAGAUGCAAAAAAGUAUUCAUGUUAAGGAUGAUAAAAUAAGAUUGCUUGAAGAGCAGCUACAAUGUGAAAUUUCAAACAAAAUGGAAGAAUUUAAGAUUCUAAAUGACCAAAACAAAGCAUUACAAUUAGAAGUUCAGAAGCUACAGACUCUUGUUUCUGAACAGCCUAGUAAAGAUGUUUUGGAACAAAUGGAAAGAUGCAUUCAAGAAAAAGAUGAGAAGUUGAAGACUGUAGAAGAAUUACUUGAAACUGGACUUAUUCAGGUGGCCACUAAAGAGGAAGAACUAAAUGCAAUAAGAACAGAAAAUUCAUCUCUGACAAAAGAAGUUCAAGACUUAAAGGCCAAGCAAAACGAUCAGGUUUCCUUUGCAUCUCUAGUUGAAGAACUUAAGAAAGUGAUCCAUGAAAAAGAUGGAAAGAUCAAGUCUGUGGAAGAACUUCUGGAAGCUGAACUUCUCAAAGUUGCUAAUAAAGAGAAAACUAUUCAGGAUUUGAAACAGGAAAUAGAGGCUCUAAAAGAAGAAAUAGGAAAUAUCCAGCUUGAAAAGGCUCAACAGUUAUCUAUCACUUCUCAAGUUCAGGAACUUCAGAACUUAUUAAAAGGAAAGGAGGAGCAGAUGAAUACCAUGAAGACUGUUUUAGAAGAGAAGGAGAAAGACCUAGCCAACAGGGGGAAAUGGUUACAGAAUCUUCAAGAAGAAAACAAAUCUUUAAAAGCUCAUGUUCAGGAGAUAGCACAACAGAACUUGCAAGAGGCAUGUUCUGCAUCACGAUUUAAAGAACUGGAGACUGUGUUGAAAGAAAAAGAAAAUGAAAUGAAGAGAUUAGAGACUAUGCUAAAAGAGAGGGAGAGUGAUUUUUCUAGCAAAACAAAGCUGUUACAGGAAGUGCAAGAUGAAAACAAAUUGUUUAAAUUCCAAAUUGAAGAGCUUAAGCAGCAAAACUACCAACAGGCAUCUUCUUUUCCCCCUCAUGAAGAACUAUUACAAGUAAUUUCAGAAAGAGAGAAAGAAAUAACUGGUCUCCGGAAUGAGUUAGAUUCUUUGAAGGAUGCUGUUGAACACCAGAGGAAGAAGAACAAUGACCUUCGGGAGAAAAACUGGGAAGCAAUGGAAGCAUUGGCAUCAACUGAAAAAAUGCUGCAGGACAAAGUGAACAAGACUUCCAAGGAAAGACAACAACACGUGGAAGCUGUUGAGUUAGAAGCUAAAGAAGUUCUCAAAAAAUUAUUUCCAAAGGUGUCUGUACCUUCUAAUUUGAGUUAUAGUGAAUGGCUGCGUGGAUUUGAAAAGAAGGCAAAAGAAUGUGUGGCUGGAACUUCAGGUUCAGAAGAGGUUAAGAUUUUAGAGCACAAGUUGAAAGAAGCUGAUGAAAUGCACACAUUGUUACAGCUAGAGUGUGAAAAAUACAAAUCUGUCCUUGCAGAAACAGAAGGAAUUUUACAGAAGCUACAGAGAAGUGUGGAGCAGGAAGAGAAUAAAUGGAAGGUUAAGGUCGAUGAAUCACAAAAAACUAUUAAACAGAUGCAGUUGUCAUUCACAUCUUCAGAGCAAGAGCUAGAGCGAUUAAGAAGAGAAAAUAAAGAUGUUGAAAAUCUGAGAAGAGAACGAGAGCAUUUGGAAAUGGAACUAGAGAAGGCAGAAAUGGAACGAUCUACCUAUGUUACAGAAGUCAGAGAGCUGAAAGAUCUGUUGACUGAAUUGCAGAAAAAACUUGAUGAUUCAUAUUCUGAAGCAGUAAGACAGAAUGAAGAGCUAAAUUUGUUAAAGAAACAGUUAAAUGAAACACUUGCAAAACUUAGAACUGAACAAAAUGAAAGACAGAAGGUAGCUGGUGACUUGCAUAAGGCUCAACAGUCACUGGAUCUUAUCCAGUCAAAAAUAGUAAAAGCUGCUGGAGACACUACUGUUAUUGAGAACAGUGAUGUUUCCCCAGAAACGGAGUCUUCUGAGAAGGAGACAAUGUCUGUAAGUCUAAAUCAGACUGUAACACAGUUACAGCAGUUGCUUCAGGCAGUAAACCAACAGCUCACAAAGGAGAAGGAACACUAUCAGGUAUUAGGUAUUUCUGGAGGUCAGUCCCGAGGUACUCAUGAAAAAGUCUCCAUCUGUGGUGUCUACUCUGCCAGGUGCCGAUUCUCUUUGGCUUCCCUAGAACCAAAACCAACAUGGAACUCUGUUGCCAGAAGGAAGAGAGGCUCUUUUACCUUGUGUUACCAUCUGCUAGAAGGAGCCCAGAGUAGAGCUGCUUGAAUUUCCAGGUGUGACAGAGUUUACCAUCAUCUCAGUUGCCUCUCUCACCUUCAGGACCGGCUGGAGGGACAUUCACAGAAUAGCCUCUUCCCCAACCUCCACCCCACUCAUCUUGUGAACGUCUAUACUCCUUUAACAACCACAGGCCAAUCAGUGGUGCUCAACUCCCCUCCCUUAAGACGAGUUCUACAUCCUUCUGAAAGUAGGCUAUUUGCCAGGCAUGAUGAUAUUUUUGACCCUAUCAGGGACAUAUCCUGAGUUCUCCCCAAGAGACUUCCCAUGCACAUCAACUACUGCAAGACCUGUGCUUGUGGCUCCUGACCCCCAGUGGUGGACAUGGAAGCCCUGGCUGAAGAUGUGAUCUCUGUUUUGACUGAAAAGAACUGCCACUGAGACCGUAACGAUCUUCUUGCCUAGUUCUUCAUGGUCUUCUUCCUUCUUCCACCUUUCUCUUGAUCUCUUCUUUCAUUCUAAAUAUUACUGCAAUGUGUUAAAAACUGAAAGGGCCAUGUCAAAAGGAAUCCAAAUUUUCUUGAAGGGGCUCCCCUAACCAGAUUUGGGACAACUUGAACAUCAGAAUUAAUAAUGAUAGUAAUAAUGACAGUGAUGGAUAAUAACACAUUGCAUUAAAAAAAGAAUCUACCCGUCUACAUUUAAUGUCAAUUAAUAAAUAUGGAGGAAUGACUACAAAACCAUUUUUCAACCACUACAGUAGUAAUUAAUUCAGGUAAGAAUUUGUAAUGGAUACUAAAACCAUUGGGUGAAAGGUUGAUGGGGAAGAGGUUACUCACACAAUCUUCAAGUAGCAUCCCCUAGAUUACUUACUAAUUACAAAGGGGAAAAGGUGCUUUAUGAAGGAGAAAUCUGGCAGACACCACCUUAACUAAGUGAUCAAAAUUAAUAUCACUAGUAAUGGAUAAAUUGACAUCAUGGCCUCUGGUGUGACACCUGAGAACACAACACCACCUGUGUGGGAUUCUUGCCAAAAAUAUUGAGCCUGAAUCUAAUCAAGAAGAAAUUUAUCAAACAUAUCCAAAUUUGGGGACAUUCUACGAAACUACUGGCCUGGAUUCUUCAAAAACUCGAUGUCAUAAAAGGUAAAAUGUCUGGAAAUGAUCCCAGAUUAAAGGAGAGUAACAAGACAUUUGAACUAAGUACAAUGUGUGACCCGUGACGGGAUCCUGGAUACGGGGGCAGAUUAGCCUUCAGCUGAGGAACUCUGAUUAUGGAUGGUAAUAGCAUCACAUCA
Messenger RNA from Hippopotamus amphibius kiboko, 5693 nucleotides. RefSeq names its product kinectin 1 (gene KTN1). The record is from RefSeq and is a predicted model, not a curated record. Gene Ontology annotation, biological process: microtubule-based movement; protein transport. Bases 185 to 4444 code for a protein of 1419 amino acids. Gene Ontology annotation, cellular component: endoplasmic reticulum membrane. Gene Ontology annotation, molecular function: kinesin binding. The transcript has 45 exons. Lineage: Eukaryota; Metazoa; Chordata; Mammalia; Artiodactyla; Hippopotamidae.